Molecule: messenger RNA, 3231 nt
Organism: Closterium sp. Naga37s-1
Lineage: Eukaryota; Viridiplantae; Streptophyta; Zygnematophyceae; Desmidiales; Closteriaceae
Source: the annotation of a GenBank genome assembly
AUGGCCACGCCUAAGAGUGGUUUCGUCGUGAGCGGCAAGGCAAUCGAGGACAUGAAAGUUACAGAGCUCAAGAGCGUGCUAAAGCGUCACAAUUUGCCGCUGUCGGGCGUUAAGCGAGAUCUGGCGGAACGGCUUCGGGUGCAUCUACUCCAACAGCAACAGCAGGAAGCGGACCAGAAGGUGGCUGAUGUGCAACAGCAGCAGCAGCAAGAGGAGAAAGCGAAGGAGGGGAAAGCACAAGAGAGCGAUUCAGGCUCAGACGUGCAGGAGGCGCCGAUUGAGGCCGAAGAGACGGCCAAGGGCGGGGCAGCGGCAGGGGAGGAUAGCAGGGCGAGCAAGGGAGGCGGCGAUGGUGAUAAAGGUGACGAGGUGACUCCAGUGGUGCUUUUCCAGGAAGAGAAGGAGGGUAAAGAGGGGAAGGACGGGAAAGGAGGGAAAGAGGGGAAAGAGGAUAAGGAGGGUAAAGGAGACGAUGAUAAGGUUGAGCAUGAGGAGCGGGAGCGGCAGGGGAAGGAGGGAGGUCAGCAGGGCGAGGAGGAUAAGCCAACGGGAUCGGAUCGAGGUUCAGAAGAGGUAAGGGCCGCUGAUGCUGCUACUGAUGGAGGUGGUGAGAGGAGCGCGGCGGCUGCUGCUGCCGCUGCUGCUGCGGGUGGUGCUGCUGCCGCUGCUGUUGGUGAUAGUGAUGGUGAUGGGGAUGGUGGAGGUUCCGUUGCUGCUUCUGCUGCGGAGGGCAAGAGGGAGGAAACCGAAGUGGCUGCAACGACGUCGAAAGGGGACGACCAGGUAAUGUCUGAUGGGUACGCCGAGGGGAUGGCUGAUACGGCUGCGCCUGCUGCCGCUGCGGAUACCGCCCCUGCCGGCACUGCUGCCACAUCUGACGGCCCUGGGGCGCCGGGAUCUGGGGUAGGUGCAUCUGAGGAGGCCGGAAACGACAAAGGAACCGUCGGAUCUGAAGCCGAGGGCAUAUCGACGGCGCAGGAGGAACCGGGGAAGGCGGAGAAAGGGGGCGACGAAGGGACGCGGGGGGAGGGGAGGAAGGAGGAGGAGCAGAGGGAUGGUAUGGACGUUGACGGAACGGAAGGGAGAGGGAACGGUGAGAAGGCGGAGGAGGGAGAGAAGGCUGGGCGACAGGCAGAGAAGGACAUUGAAAUGAAGGACGAGGCUAGCAACGAUGAGAGGAAUGAAGAGAGGAAUGAGGAGAAGAGUGUGAAGAGUGAGGGGAAGAAUGAGGAGAAGAGUGAAAGGAAGGGUGAUGAGAAGAGCGAGGAGAGAACGGCUCGCGAGGAAAGGAGGAGUGACGGAAAAGGGACGGAUCGCGAGAAAGACGAAGAGAUGAGAGACGAGGAGGGCAAGGAGGAGGAGGGGAAAGAGGAGGAGGGACGUGACCUGAUGAUAGAGGCGGAUACCGAUCUCGUGGGGGAGCUAGAAGCGGAAGCGGAAGAGGCGGAGGCGGAAGCGGGGGCGCUCGCAAAGCAAGGGCGUGGACUUAGGCGCGGGGGUGCCGCGCUGGCGGAAAGGAAAUCGGGGAAAGAUGGGGGGUCGCGGAGAGAGGAAAGCGUCGCGGCGGAGAAGCGGGGGCGGGCGGGGGAUGUCAUACGCGCGGGGGUUAGUGGGGCGGACGGGAAGAGAGAGCGCGCAGGGGAGGAUGUGGCGGUUGUAGCGCGGAGGAGGGAGGAGCGACCGUCAGGCGGGGGUGCGGAGGAGUCCCCCCGCCCCCCUGACGCCAAGCGCCUGCGCAGAUGGAACGCGCCCAAGACAUCCCCGCCUGCCCCCGCCGCCACUGCUGCCACCGCUGCUCCUACCACUGGUACCACUCCUGCCCCAGCGUCAGCUGGUGGCGUGGGGGAAACAGGCAAGGCAACUGGAACGGGUGUGCUGGCACCAGCGUCUGCUGCACCAGCCAAGGCAGCAGAGGCAGGAGACGGAGCAGCAGCGGCAGGAGGAGCAGGUGGGAAGGCGGGUUCUGGGGCAGGUGGUUCUGACGGCGCAGCAGGAGCAAGGGCUGUGCCAGGGGGAGGUUUGACUCGCAGCGGCAGCGAUGGGAAAGGGGGUGCUGUGGCUGCGGGCACUGCUGCUGCCGCCGCCGCCGCUGCUGGUGCUGCUGCUGGUGGUAACCGUGUGGUGAAGUCGCUCAGUGGGCGCGGCAGCGGGCGAUUGGUUGGGGCUGGAGCGAGGGAGGCAGCGCAAGAGAAAGAAGAUGCGCCCCCGCCAGUGGAGCCGGUGACGGAGUCGCUGCGCAUAGACAACUUUGUGCGCCCCUUCACGCAGCAGCAGGUCAAGGACCUGCUCGCAAACAACGGCCGCUCGCUGCUGCACUACUGGAUGGACGGCAUCCGCACCCACUGCUACGUCUCCUUUGCAUCAGUGGAAGAGGCAAAGGCAGCGCGGUCAGAGGUGUGGGGGUUGCGCUUUCCGUUGAGGGGAGGCAACUUGCUCACAGCCAGAUUCGUGUCCAAAGAGGAGGUCCUGGCACGGGUUAACGGCCUUCCCAUUCCUCCUCCUGCUGCUGCUCCUGCUGCCGCUGCGGCUGGUGCGGCUGCCAAUUCCGCUGCUCCUGCUGUGGCUGCUGCUGCUGUGGAUGUCAAAGCGUGUGCGGCUAGCGCUGCUGGCGCUGGGAAGGAGAAGCCAGGAGCAAAGGGGACAGAAGCUCCCCCUGCUGCUGAGACCAAGGCAGCAGCGCCCCCAGCAGCAACAUCUGCGCAAGAUAGGGCUGAAAAGGCAGCAAAAGCAGCCACAGCAGGCACAGCGAGCACGAGUGAGAGGAGAGCAGGGCCAGGCGGUUCUGGGGCAGCAGCAGCCCCUACCUCCGGUUCCGCUGCCGCAGCAGCCGCGGCGGCGGCAGCUGCAGCAGCAAUGGCAGGCGUGGGUGCAGUGGCAGCUGCUGCAGCGGCAGCAGCGAGGAAGGCAGCAGAGGCAGAGCCGGACCCGUUGCCAUCGCUGGAUGACUUGUUUCGGAGGACCAAGGCCAAGCCGCAGAUCUACUUCCUGCCUCUCACAGACGAACAAGUGGCUGCGAAGCUCGCUGUGGCCAAUCAGAGGAAGCUGGCUGCAGCUGGUGCUGCUGGGGCGGCCCCCCCUGCUGCUGCUGCUGCUGGUGGUGGUGUGGCAGCAGCUUCUGGUUCUGGCAGGACUGCUGCUGCUCCUGGUGGCAGUGAUGCUGUGGCGAAUGGCGCUACCGGCAUUGGGAUGGAGGAAGCAGGGAAUGCAACUGCUGUGAGAGCACGGGGGUGA